UAGACCCAUAUGUAAGUAAGUUAUUGCCAAAUAAUGUUACUGCAUUGUUAAGGUAACACAUAUAUGUUAAAAACGCAAGUUAAAGUUGAAAACAAUAAGUAUAAUGAAAGUCAGUGAAAACUAAAAGUAAAAUGGUUGCUGCCGUUGCUUUUCCACUUGUGAAGUUGGGACUUCUGGCAGUGCGACAAAUAGCAAAACCUCUAGCGAAUUGGAUCAAAACCAGGGCUAAAAGAAGCUUUUUCUUUCGUACUUAUGUAUGCAUGCCACCCGCACAGAUGUAUAACUGGAUGGAAGUAAAUGUCAAGAUGAGGAUGUUAAAUCUUGGAAAACCUUCAGAAGUACCAAAGCUAAAUGAAGCUAUGGCCAUUGAUUUAGGAGCUGAACUUUUGGGUGAAGCAGUUAUUUUUUUUGUUGCUGCAGCCUCGAUAAUAGCCGAGUACAUAAGAUCAUCAUUAAAAGAGAAGGAUAAAAAAGUUGCUAAGGAACAACAUUUUACAAAUUUAGAAAGUAAGAUAAAUUACCUCAAGUUUACUGUUGAUAGACAAGAAGCAGAAAUUAGACACUUAACCCGUGUUUAUUAUGUCUUAGAACAAAACCAUUUAAAAAAUAAACAGACAAAAAACAAGCCUUCUAACCAUGCAUCAAAUAGUGGUGUUGAGUCAGAUAAAAACACAGGAGUCCUACAGCAGGCAAUAGAUUAUGCUGUCAUAUCUAUAACAGGAAAAAGAUGAUAUACACUGAAAUGUUAAUAAAGUUAUUUAAUUAUUUUUGAAGGUGUGUUAAUCAGUAGUUUUAUGUUGCAAGUCUAAGAUGGCUUGUAACAUCUGUUUGUUUGCUAGUUUUAUUUAAGAAACUUAAAAGCAAAUAAUGAAUCAUUAAAUUAUAUAGAUAAUUGUUAUUUUAUAUUAAUGAGAGAACUAGUCAAAGUUAAUACUGUAUUGAAUUUUAUUGAACUUGAAAGCUAGAGAUUUAUUUGUGUAAAUCUUAAAUGUAAGAAAUUAAUUUAUAUACAAACACUUUUAGCUGUAUGUUAUUUACAUUUCAAUACUGUAUAGUUUCCAGAAUUUUUAAUGGUAUUAAAAUAAGUAUUUAACAAAGAAAGUUGUCAAGUGAGACAGGUAGCAAAAGCUAAAUACCCCAUCAGAAAGUCAAUGUUCAUGAGACACUAAAGUUUUCUAUGUGAUAUGUAUUUAGAUAAUAUUAAAUGUUGUAGUAAUCAAUAUUUGAAAUUGUUCCUUUUUCAUUAUGAAGAUGUUUGCACUAGCUGCAUUCCAGUUAUUGUUUGUUGUAGCAAAAUAUAUUUUUCAUGUAAUGUAGCCUAUUAAAAAGAGAAAGUGUGGUUUUUAA
Molecule: messenger RNA, 1347 nt
Organism: Limulus polyphemus (Atlantic horseshoe crab)
Lineage: Eukaryota; Metazoa; Arthropoda; Merostomata; Xiphosura; Limulidae
Product: putative OPA3-like protein CG13603
Exons: 2
Coding region: 132-731 (199 amino acids)
Biological process (GO): regulation of lipid metabolic process
Cellular component (GO): mitochondrion
Source: RefSeq, a predicted model, not a curated record